AUGAACCGCUUAUUCGGAAGCUCUGCCAGUAAGAAACCCGGUCCUUCCCUCCAAGAUGCAAUUGCAUCGACAGAUGCUCGAGCGGGAUCGAUUGAAGUGAAGAUACGCAAACUCGAUGCAGAGCUGGCUAGAUAUAAAGAACAAAUGAGCAAGUUGCGGAACGGGCCUGGCAAAUCUGCAAUCCAACAACGCGCACUCCGCACUUUGAAGCAGAAGAAGAUGUACGAGGCCCAAAUCGCACAACUCACACAACAAUCUUUCAAUAUGGAGUCUGCUGCGCUCACGACAGAGAACUUGAGGAACACGAUGGCGACUGUCUCUGCCAUGGAACAGGCCAACAAACAGAUCAGGAAACAAUAUGGCAAGAUUGACAUCGACAAGAUUGAGAACAUGCAUUAUGAUAUGGAGGAGUUGAUGGAACAAGCCAAUGAGAUUCAGGAAACGUUAGCGCGCUCGUAUGCUUUGCCAGACGAGAUAGACGAAGCGGAUUUGGAAGCAGAACUUGAUGCAUUGGAAUUAGAAGAGGAAGAAGAAGGGCCUUCAUAUCUCGCCGAUUUGAACAAAGCACCCGAUUUCAUAGAUGAAGCGCCGGUUGAACUCGAGACCCCAGCGCAACCAGAAGCGGUCAAGACGGCGUAG
Coprinopsis cinerea okayama7#130 is the source of this 639-nucleotide messenger RNA. RefSeq names its product HSPC177. Gene Ontology annotation, biological process: late endosome to vacuole transport via multivesicular body sorting pathway; vesicle budding from membrane. Gene Ontology annotation, cellular component: multivesicular body. The record is from RefSeq and is a predicted model, not a curated record. The coding region runs from base 1 to 639 and encodes 212 amino acids. The transcript has 6 exons. NCBI's taxonomy places the organism in Eukaryota, Fungi, Basidiomycota, Agaricomycetes, Agaricales, Psathyrellaceae.